AUGGUAGCUUCAUCAGUAAGCAGUGCCGCAGUGAGUUGCACAUUGGAAGAAAUGUUGGAAUCUAAAGAGAAAGAAAUGUACCAGCAGCAGUGGGUGCAAAAUGCACCCGACCCGCCUUGUUUUUUUCGAGAGGUAUUCGAAAACGUUAAGGACACAAUAUUGCCCCCCAAUAACAGCAAGAAUGUGUGGUCAACUCUCGUUGUCAAUGACAACCAACAACCUUUGUACAAAAGAGUGUUGGUGUUGUUGACGGAGAUUUUUCCCAUCCUUGCUUCUCUAAGAGGAUACAAUGCUCACAAGUUCAAAUUCGAUCUCAUGGCGGGUAUAACCGUUGCAAGUCUCGCCAUUCCUCAGUGUGUAGGAUUCGCUACUUUGGCUCAGCUAAGUCCCGAAUAUGGCUUAUAUACAUGUUUUGGGCCACCUCUUAUGUACGCAAUGCUUACGAGUUCAAGAGAGAUAGUGAUUGGGAAUGUAGCAGUGGAUUCACUUCUUCUUUCUUCAAUGAUUUCCAAAUUGAAAGAUCCCAUUCAAGAUUCUGUUGCAUACACUCAGCUACUUCUAACUGCAACUUUCAUUGCUGGUAUCUUCCAACUUGCAUUUGGAAUCUUCAGGUUUGGAUUUCUGGUGGAUUAUCUUUCCCAUGCAACAAUAGUGGGGUUCUUGGCAGCAGCUGCCGUAGGCAUUGGAGCAUAUCAGUUUAUAGUGUUGUUAGGAAUCAAAAAAUUCACUAACAAAUCUGACUUGAUUUCUGUGAUCAAAAUAUUUUGGACAUCUUUAUUCAAGGAUCGAUCACAGUGGCAUCCUUACAGCUUUACUCUUGGAUUCUCAUUUCUUUGUUUCAUCCUAUUUGCCAGAUUCAUGGGGAGAAGGAACAAGAAACUGUUCUGGUUGCCAACAAUUGCUCCUCUGCUUUCAGUUAUUGUAUCUUCUAUUGUUGCAUAUACAGUGAAUUCUCAUCAAAUAAAUGUGAAGGACUACAAAGUUGAUGUGUUAGGAGAAAUCAAAGGAGGUAGCUUGAACCCAAUCUCAUUAUUGCAUCUCAACCUUAGUGACAAUUUUUUGGCUCCAUUGAUCAAAACAGGCUUAACCGUUGCUGUUAUUUCACUCACGGAAACUAUUGCUGUUGGUAGGUCAUUUGCAUCCCUAAGAGGAUACAAUCUUGAUCCCAAUAAAGAAAUGAUAUCCCUGGGUUUAACCAACAUUGUUGGAUCUUUCACGUCUUGCUACGUUGCAUCUGGUUCACUUUCACGCACUGCUCUAAAUUAUAGUUCAGGGGCUGAAACAACGGUGUCAAGCAUAGUGAUGGCAUUGACGGUUCUAAUAUCACUGAAAUUCUUGACGAGGCUAUUGUAUUACACUCCAAAGGCAAUCUUAGCAGCAAUAAUUAUAUCGGUAGUGCCUGGUCUUAUUGACGUUCAAAAAGCAUAUCAGAUUUGGAAGGUUGAUAAACUAGACUUUCUUGCUUGCGCUGCAGCCUUUUUUGGGGUCCUCUUUGCCUCUGUAGAGAUGGGCCUUGCAAUUGCGGUGACAAUAUCAUUUGCAAAGUUAAUUCUGGUGUCAAUUCAACCUGGAAUAACGGUUCUUGGAAGGCUUCCUGGAAAAGAUGCAUUUGGUGACAUUGAGCAAUAUCCAAUGGGCCUCUCCAUUCCUGGCCUUCUUAUUCUUUCUCCAAAAUCCUCCUUCCUUUGUUUUGCAAAUGCAACUCUUGUCAGAGAAAGGAUUGAGAGAUGGGUGAACGAUGGACACGUUGAGGAGGGCGAGGGAGGAAGCAAUUUAAAAUUCAUCAUUCUUGACUCCUCAGGUCUUACGAAUAUUGACACAGCGGGAAUUGCUUCUUUGGAGGAACUGAACAAGAAUUUGAUUUCACAUGGAGUAAAAUUGGUGAUAGCUAACCCAAGGUGGCAAGUAAUCCACAAGCUAAGAGUAGGUGACUUUGUGAGCAAAAUUGGAGGAAGAGUUUUCGUUUCUGUGGGUGAAGCUGUAGAUGCAUGUCUUGGUCUUGGUGCUGCCAAAAUGGCUAAUACUGUAUAA
This is a messenger RNA of Arachis duranensis, 2031 nucleotides long. RefSeq names its product early nodulin-70-like. Gene Ontology annotation, biological process: transmembrane transport. NCBI's taxonomy places the organism in Eukaryota, Viridiplantae, Streptophyta, Magnoliopsida, Fabales, Fabaceae. Gene Ontology annotation, cellular component: membrane. Bases 1 to 2031 code for a protein of 676 amino acids. The transcript is spliced from 12 exons. The record is from RefSeq and is a predicted model, not a curated record.